AUGAGUCAAAUGAUUGCUUCUAAUUCGGUGUGUAGGGAGGAGAGACCGUUGCAAACUCUUCGUUCGACUUCCGACUCCAAUUUCGUAAAAAAGACUUACGGAGGUUACUUCAACGUCUUCGUCUCCACUUUCGGGGACGUAUCCGAGCAAUGGGAUCUAUUCCGAGUCAUCGACGGCCAAUUUCCCGAGGAGAAUGAUCUCGACAAGUACGACGGUUUCGUUAUCAGCGGUAGUCCACAUGAUGCUUUCGCAGACGCCGAUUGGAUCGUCAAGCUUUGCUCCGUUUGCCACAAACUCGAUCAAAUGAAGAAGAAAGUUCUCGGCAUCUGUUUCGGUCACCAGAUAAUUACUCGAGUUAAAGGAGGGAAAAUCGGAAGAGCUCGUCAAGGAGCAGAUAUGGGACUUAGAAACAUUAGCAUAGUGAAAGACAAUGAGAAACUAGCUGGUUACUUUGGAGGUGAGGUCCCGGAAACUUUAGCUAUUAUAAAAUGCCAUCAGGACGAAGUGUUGGAACUUCCCAAGUCUGCUACAGUUCUUGCUUCUUCCGAGGUAUGCGAAGUCGAGAUGUUUUCGAUUGGAGAUCAUUUUCUCUGUAUCCAAGGUCAUCCUGAGUAUAACAAAGAGAUUCUGUUUGAGAUUGUGGAUCGUGUUCUCAAUAUGAAGCUUAUGACGCAAGAGUUUGCGGAUAAGGCGAAGAGUACGAUGGAAAUCGCGCAACCAGACAGGAAUCUAUGGCAGACGCUCUGCAAAAACUUUCUGAAAGGUCGACCCGAGCAAGUUUAG
Molecule: messenger RNA, 783 nt
Organism: Arabis nemorensis
Lineage: Eukaryota; Viridiplantae; Streptophyta; Magnoliopsida; Brassicales; Brassicaceae
Source: the annotation of a GenBank genome assembly